UCUCUCUAUUAUAUCUCCUCCCUCUCUCCCACUUCCUCAUUACUCUCUUGGUCUCUCUCGCUCUCUCUCCCUUUCUUUCUCUCUCAUUGACACACGCAGACAAACUACAGUAUAUGUAGAGGAGGAAAGAGAUGUUCAGACAUCCGUUUUCACAGCUGUCUUGUGACAACCUAUUUUAAACAUCAACAUGGACUUCAACUACCAGCGCUUAAAAGAUGUUGAAAGCAGGCGAGAGGAGCAUAUCAGCUGCCCGCCUAUCCAACCCCGAAAGCUUGUACCACACCAGCAUUCUGCUCAAGACCCGCCCACCCGGCAGACUCCUCCAAUCAAACCCAGGAGGAGCUUAAAGGUUCCCAAAACCCCCCGGGAGGAGGUGGCGGCUCUACCAGCCAAACAAACCAUUGGCCAGGAGAAUAAGACAGUAGUGAAGAGGGUGUCUCCUGCUCUGACUCUGGGUGGCCCCGGGCCCCUGAAGCCCUUGUCUCCGUCCCUUCGGGCCCACACCAUGCUGUGGUUCGAGAGGACACAGCUCCUCCGCCUGCGUCAGCCUGGCCACCCCCUACCCCGCUGGCUACAUGGCUUCGCCACACGCAGGGAGGCAGAGGAGCUUCUGAAGGACAAGCAGCAGGGCUGUUUUCUGAUCAGGCUCAGCGAGUCAAAGAUUGGUUUUGUACUCUCGUACAGAGGAAAGGAUAGAUGCCGCCAUUUCAUCAUAGAGGAAGAAGAGGGUGGCAGAGGGGCAUGUUACCUCAUCGCUGGGGAGGAGAGUCGCCAUAGAAGCCUGCAGGAGCUGGUCAGCCACUACACCCAGAAUCCCGUGGGGCCCUUCAACGAGAUUCUCAACACGCCCUGUGACGAGUCCAAUGAAAGUUUUGAGAGUACAGUUAAACUGGGGUUGCAGGAUGAAGUUGGAGAGACAAUGAAAGGGACUGAAAAGGAAGCCACUGUACGGUCAUCAACUGCACCCUCGGCUCCUGACACUGCCCGAGUUCAAGAGAUAUUGGCUAGCUCAGCCCCUACAGAUGACGGGGUGCCAGAGUAUGCUGUGGUCAGGAAGGUGCUCAAGAAGUCCUGUUCUCUACCAGAAAGCCAGUUUAGGGAACUGAUGGAGGUGACAAAAACUGGUGUUAGCUGUGUAGGAGCAUGUGGGAGAGGUGAUGACGACACCGAAGCACUGUACGCUCAGGUCAACAAGCCACCAAGCAUGCUUUCCCAGGCAGACAUAACUCCCAAAGUCAAUGUGGGCAACCCACCAGGCCAGAGGGCGGAGGCAGCGUCCUCCAUCCUGCUCACGAGCAGUGGCUCCGAAGAGGACCCGAGUUACUGGAAGCUGGAGCCCCUGCACACCUACGAGGAAACCCCUCAUCUGGCCCAACACGAAGAAGAAGAGGCAAAGGAACACAUUGACUUCUACGCCAUGGGGCGCUGGCGGGAUGCCGAGAGGAGCGCAGGCGGGCAAGACCCCCAGCAUCACAUCUAUUCAGAGGUGAACCUAAGGAGAGAGGCCCCCAGUCAUGUUCCCUUUCCAGCCAGGACAGCCCCCAACCGGCCUUUACGACCGCCUCGCAGGGCCGUUAACUGCCCCCCUCGAUCAGACGGAAGUGUGCAGCGAUGUGGAGAUGCCAUCUUUUCUUCCCCAUCCCAACAUGGGGUCUUUCUGCCACCUCGUUCAGAACGACCUUUGACUGAUGACUCAGGCACCAGCAUCUACGAACAGAUCCCAGCGAGGCCAACCAGCUCAAAGCCUUCACUGCCUCCACCCAACCCCUGACCACUCUUUACUAAGACCCUGUCAUACAACCCCACUUGUAAACCUUAAUGACGACCCGAUAUCAAACUAUAAACCCUAAGCACACUUCACCCAAGACCCUCUCUGCAAUUAUCAUUUAACAAAAUAAUGACAACCCCACCAUAUUUUAAGCCUUACUGUACACAACAGAUUAUGGUAUAUUUUCUAUUUAACUCGAGGUUUGAUCAUCCUGAAGUCUCUGUGUACCAAAAAUGCAUCUACAGAAGUUGUGCCCCAAUCUACCCUUGAAGAGUACACUUGCACACUACCCCACAAAAAGAUUGACAGAAUGGUAAACAAGAAUCUCACUUUAUAAAACCCGGCGUGUUUGUUUAUUUCCCAAACAUGAAGUUCCAAGUCACCUGAGAAAUUACUUUCUGUAGAAAUUACUUUCUGUAGAAAUUACUUUGAGGGUUUCAAAUUUAUUACAAAAUAAAAUGCAGCCAUUCUUGCAUUGUA
Molecule: messenger RNA, 2248 nt
Organism: Oncorhynchus masou masou (cherry salmon)
Lineage: Eukaryota; Metazoa; Chordata; Actinopteri; Salmoniformes; Salmonidae
Exons: 9
Coding region: 188-1771 (527 amino acids)
Cellular component (GO): cytoplasm
Source: RefSeq, a predicted model, not a curated record